Molecule: messenger RNA, 339 nt
Organism: Closterium sp. Naga37s-1
Lineage: Eukaryota; Viridiplantae; Streptophyta; Zygnematophyceae; Desmidiales; Closteriaceae
Source: the annotation of a GenBank genome assembly
CUCAUGCUCCACAUGUACAUGCGGCCAGGGACAGCUGUCAACAUCCCAUUGGCGCCCACUCAGUCCGCCCUCAUAUACGUCCUUGAGGGCGUGGCGAUGUUUGGCCCACGAGGAGAGGCCGUGUUUCAAAACGAGGGGCACUCCCUGCUCUUCCCUGCAGCACCAAGUGGCGCGUCAUCUGCCACGUCAGACGCUGUGUCAGAGAUGGAUAAGGAAACAGAUUCCACAGAGGGUGGUGCAGCAGGCGUGGGAGCAAGGGGGGAUGAGGAGGAUUGGAUUCGGGUGGAGUCGCACAGUUGGGGAGGAGUAGAGUUUGUGCUCGUAGCGGGCCAAAGUUAG